Molecule: messenger RNA, 462 nt
Organism: Colletotrichum tamarilloi
Lineage: Eukaryota; Fungi; Ascomycota; Sordariomycetes; Glomerellales; Glomerellaceae
Product: fungal specific transcription factor
Exons: 1
Coding region: 1-462 (153 amino acids)
Source: RefSeq, a predicted model, not a curated record
AUGGACGACGACCGGCCAACAGCCUACGACGGCUCCGAUGGAUCGCGGGCUAGCACAUUGGAAAGGAGCUCUUCUUUGUCGGACAGCCGGAGAGAUUCCCGCCAAGCGUCGUCAUUUACCGCCAUCAACGCCGCCGCAUUCCACCAGCAAGCCGGUCACGAAGGCUAUGCCGGAGGCAUUUCACAUCACUCACCAACUCAGGGCUUCCCGCCAACUCCCGGCUCCCUAUCAAACGAGGCUGCGAUGGCUAAUGUCAAUGCCGAGACAGUCAGCAUCGAUUCAUAUGUGCAGCAGAACCAGGGUCAGCGAUUCGGCACUAUGCUUGAGGACAUUCAGGAAUUCACGGCGGGCGGGAUGGUCUGCGCGCCCAAUAUUGGUGACUGGGACAUGCUCAAACCCCCCUUCUAUACGCAGAUGGCCGGUGGCAACGCAUUACCCCAGUUCAGCGGGAGUUAUUCUUGA